Messenger RNA from Diaporthe citri, 1041 nucleotides. RefSeq lists its product as uncharacterized. The transcript is spliced from 2 exons. The record is from RefSeq and is a predicted model, not a curated record. Bases 1 to 1041 code for a protein of 346 amino acids. Gene Ontology annotation, molecular function: oxidoreductase activity, acting on the CH-OH group of donors, NAD or NADP as acceptor. Lineage: Eukaryota; Fungi; Ascomycota; Sordariomycetes; Diaporthales; Diaporthaceae.
AUGCCGUUGAAAGGUAUCUCCUCACCAGCUAUCCCCUACGGCAGCUUGAUCGUCGUCUCCGGUGUAAACGGCUUCAUCGGCUCCCACGUUGCCGACCAAACCCUUGCCGCCGGGUUUAGGGUCCGCGGUACAACACGCAGCCUCCGCCGGAAUGCAUGGGUGUGGGAGUAUUUCAAGAACAAGUAUGGGUCAGAGGUGUUUGAGCUCCUGGAGGUCCCUGACGUGACCAUCGACGGGGCCUUCGACUCGGCCCUGAAAGGCGCUUCUGGCUUCGUGCACGUCGCUAGCGAUAUGAGUAACUCGACUGACCCAGAUGUUGUCAUUGCCAACGCUGUCAAGGGUGUUCUCAAUGCUCUGCGAGCGGCCAAGAAAGAGGGCGCGGGGAUGAAGAGAUUUGUGUAUACUUCGUCCUCGACGGCCGCUACUUUGCCAAAGCCAGAGGAGGUGUUUAGUGUUACUGCUGAGUCCUGGAACGACGAGGCUGUCGAGAUGGCUUGGAAGACAGAUGCUGUCGAGAAAGAUGCUUUUGUUGUAUAUGCUGCUAGCAAGACGGAAUCGGAGAGAGCGGUCUGGAACUGGGCGAGGGAGACUGAGCCUGAUUUUGUGAUAAACACAGUACUCCCCAAUGCGAACUUCGGUGCCAUCCUCAGUCCAGAGAACCAAGGCUAUCCGUCGACGGCGCGUUGGAUAAAGGCAGUCUUGGAUGGCCACCAUGACUCCAUCAAGCACAUUCCGCCACAGUACUAUGUAAAUGUUCAGGACACGGCGCGGCUCCACGUGAUCGCGUUGGCGAGCCCAACUGUGAAGGAUGAGCGUGUCUUUGCGUUUACGGAACCUUUCAAUUUUAACGAUAUCAUUGAUGUUCUGAGGAGGCAGUACCCGGGUGACGAGAGGUGGGUUGAAGUGCCGGACCAAAGACAGGACCUAUCAAAGAUCGAGCCCAUCAAGAGGGCGGAAGAGUUAUUAGAAGAGGCCUAUGGAUUCCGCUUCACAGGACUGGAGCAGAGUGUCAAGGACAACGUGACAGAGUUGAAGACUUGA